Messenger RNA from Poecilia latipinna (sailfin molly), 4868 nucleotides. It is a transcript of the gene clcn2b, whose product is annotated as chloride channel, voltage-sensitive 2b. Gene Ontology annotation, cellular component: plasma membrane. Gene Ontology annotation, molecular function: voltage-gated chloride channel activity. The transcript has 27 exons. The annotation marks the transcript as partial. The record is from RefSeq and is a predicted model, not a curated record. Lineage: Eukaryota; Metazoa; Chordata; Actinopteri; Cyprinodontiformes; Poeciliidae. Gene Ontology annotation, biological process: chloride transport; transmembrane transport.
GUUUGUUCUCCAGGGUCAGGCUACCCGUAUGUUCUGGAGGCCCCAGCCCAGGAUUUUAUCUCUGUUUGCACAGUUCGCUGCCAAAAAUUCCUGAUCUCACGAGUUGGAGAGGACUGGAUCUUCCUGAUCCUGCUUGGACUGGUCAUGGCCCUCGUCAGCUGGGUGGUAGACUUCUGCAUCGCUAUCUGCCUACAAGCACAGAAGUGGAUGUAUGGUGGUCUGGACAGUAACGUGUUCCUACAGUACCUGGCCUGGGUCACCUACCCUGUGGUCCUUAUCACCUUCUCUGCCGGCUUCACACAGAUCCUCGCUCCCCAGGCUGUUGGUUCAGGCAUUCCUGAGAUGAAGACCAUCCUGCGAGGGGUGGUGCUGAAGGAAUACCUCACUUUCAAAACGUUUGUGGCCAAAGUCAUCGGUCUCACCUGCGCCCUGGGAAGUGGCAUGCCUCUGGGCAAGGAGGUAGCACGCACUCAUGCAUGCACGAAUGAGUCGAGGAACAUCGAGAUGCUUGCGGCAGCCUGUGCAGUGGGACUGAGCAGCUGCUUUGCUUCCCCAAUAGGAGGUGUGUUGUUCAGUAUUGAAGUAACAUCCACAUUCUUUGCUGUGAGGAACUACUGGAGAGGGUUCUUUGCAGCUACCUUCAGUGCCUUCAUCUUCAGAGUGCUGGCUGUCUGGAACAGAGACGAAGAGGCCAUCACGGCACUUUUCAGCACCCAUUACCAUUUGAAUCUUUCCUUUCACCUUAAGGAGCUUCCUGCCUUCAUUGUCCUUGGAUGUGAGAUGUGUGUGCUGGUGUGUGCCCGCGCGUGUGUGUGUGUCAGAAGUAGCACCACAUGCAAAAGCAGGAUAAGCCUCAGUACAGUGAGAAAUACAAGUGCCUCUAACCUCUCUUUCACAUUACAAUGCUGCUUGAAGGACUUCAGUCUCCUGGGAACCAAGAAUGAGUCGAGGAACAUCGAGAUGCUUGCGGCAGCCUGUGCAGUGGGAGUGGGCUGCUGCUUUGCUGCCCCCAUAGGAGGUGUGUUGUUCAGUAUUGAAGUAACAUCCACAUUCUUUGCUGUGAGGAACUACUGGAGAGGGUUCUUUGCAGCUACCUUCAGUGCCUUCAUCUUCAGAGUGCUGGCUGUCUGGAACAGAGACGAAGAGACCAUCACGGCACUUUUCAAAACCCGUUUCCGUUUGGAUUUUCCCUUUGAUCUUCAGGAGCUUCCUGCCUUCGCAGUCAUUGGUAUUGCCAGUGGAUUCGGUGGUGCUUUGUUCGUUUACCUGAACCGACUGAUUGUCCAGUUCAUCAGAAAACAAAAGACCAUCAACAAAUUCCUCAUGAAGAAACGACUACUGUAUCCAGCGCUGGUCACUUUUUUGAUUUCAACACUGACAUUUCCACCUGGAUUUGGACAGUUUAUGGCUGGAGAGUUGACUCAGGGGGAGUCUCUGCUGACGUUGUUUGACAACCAGACGUGGGCAAAACAGGGAAAUCCUGACGAAUUUGACUACCUUGGAAAAGCUGAAGCCUGGAAACACCCACAAGUCAACAUCUUCGUCACUCUGGUCCUCUUCAUCAUCAUGAAGUUUUGGAUGUCUGCCUUGGCCUUCACCAUGCCUGUGCCCUGUGGAGCCUUCGUGCCUGUGUUUGUCAUUGGAGCAGCGUUUGGUCGUCUGGUUGGAGAAAGCAUGGCAGCCUGGUUCCCAGAUGGCAUUCACUCUGAUGGAUCCAUCUAUCCCAUAUUGCCAGGAGGCUACGCUAUUGUGGGUGCUGCAGCCUUGUCAGGAGCGGUCACCCACACCGUUUCAACGGCGGUCAUUGUGUUUGAACUGACUGGUCAGAUCUCCCACAUCCUGCCGGUGAUGAUAGCUGUUAUACUGGCCAAUGCCGUCGCUCAAUCUUUGCAGCCAUCACUCUACGACUCCAUAAUCAGGAUCAAGAAGCUGCCCUACCUACCAGAGCUGGGCUGGGGUCACCAUGAGAAAUACAACAUCCGUGUGGAGGACUUUAUGGUGCGGGAUGUACCGUACAUCACACUCAACUGCUGCUACCGAGACCUACGCAACGUCCUGAUGUCAAAACAUCUCAAGACUCUGGCUUUAGUGGAAUCUGCUGAGUCAAUGAUCCUGUUGGGCUCCAUAGAGCGUGCCCAGCUGCAGUCGCUGCUCUCCCAGCAGCUCAGUCGCAGCAGACGCAUGGACUACAUCAGGGAACGAGCUGCGGCAGAGAAAAAACGCCUGUCUGAUGAGUCGAACAGCGAUAGCGAGGAUGGGCGCCAUCGAGCCAGCCAGGAGGUCCGCUCCCAGAUUUCUACUGAGGAGUCCACCUUCAGUCCAACUUGUCCAGCUGGUCAGAAGCCUCUGAAACCUGCACUGAAAAGAUCAUCUGUUGUGGAGAGACCCACUGAGCUUCCCACUAGCCCACAGGACCAUUCUGGCAUAGCGUUGAAGAGCCUGUUCUGCUCCAGUCCAGAUGUAGAAGGUCUGGAGAAAAACAACAAUAUGGAGACCCCAGUGUCUCCUGAGCAAAGGAGGCCAUCCAAACGAGUCCGGAUAUCCAUCGUGGAGCCACCUCCCAGCCUAAAGGGUUUCUUUGUGGAUGAUGGAGAUGUGGAAGGCGACAUGACACUUCGUGAGAUUCCAGAGUGGGAGGAGAGGCAGCUUGAUGAGCAAGUCAACUUCAACAACUGCAAGAUUGACCCCGCCCCCUUUCAGCUGGUGGAGCGCACUUCGCUGCAUAAGACUCACACCAUUUUCUCCCUGCUGGGCCUCGACCACGCCUACGUCACCAGCAUCGGCCGUCUCAUCGGGGUGGUUUCCCUCAAGGAGCUACGCAAAGCCAUCGAGGGCUCUGUGACAGUAAAAGGUGUGAAGGUGCGUCCGCCUCUGGCCAGCUUCCGGGACAGUGGGACCAGCAGCAGCGAGACGGAGGCGACAGAGCUCCAUAAGCUGUGGGACCGUCACAGGAGCGUGUCACUGCCAGGAGAACAGCCCACGUCGGAGUCCGACGAGAAGUCCCAGUGAGGGAAAGCUGAGGACAAAUAGGAAGAAGAGGUGCAGGUGGGGGAAGAGGAGGUGGAGGAUGCAUUGAGAUCUUUAAUCUCCAAAGCCACAAACAUGCAAAACUCCUCAGGGCUACAGAUCAUUAUUUAAGUAUAGAAAGUUCUGCUAUGCCGUUCUCCCUUCUCUCCUCAUCUGCCACUCUACCUCCUCCAGCACCACCUCCUCGGCUUCUUUACUCACCCUGUGCUUCCUCCAGGAGCCUUGCUGUGGCCCAGCCAGACACUCCACAGGAAGACAUAAACACCUACCUGGCCCCGGCUCUCCAUUUACCCUUGGGGUUCCACAGUGUAUCGUGUUUGUCUCCUCCAAAGCUGGGUCUGAGUUUUUAAAAAGGGAUUUUUUUUUUUUUUUGUAGACUUUAUUUUAUUUUAUUUUUGCUUGUGUUUAGAGUUUGAAUCAAGGUUUGAAGAUGCAAAAUAUGUCAAGCAAGUCUUCCACUUGAGUCCUGAAAUUCAACAAGGAAGAAUACUGUAAUGUUUGUGUGUACUGGGAGUGUGAAUGUAUGAAAGGAGAAAAAUGUGUGCAUGAAAAGGGCAGCAUAGACUCUAUCGUAUAGGAUUUUUUUUUUUUUUUUUUACUGCCUUUAGAACAAAUUUCAGUCUUUAUUGUCCUUUGUGACGAGGUUCAGUCUUGAUAAAUCAGGAGGUCUGGAAGAAUCAGUUUGUCCCACGACCAAGCAUUGAACUGAUAAAGGGACAGAUGCUGAAGUAGUUUGUUGUUUAUGUCUUUUCCUGUGCAUGCUCACCCCUCCACUGCACGUCCUAGCGAUUAGGUCGAGUGCAGCGAGCAGCCAGGCCUAUUGGCACCAUGGUGUACACUCCCUUUAUUCUGUAGCUCUGGCCUCAAGUGACGUGAGGCUGAAACGCACACAAACACUUUGCAGCAGUGCACUCAGACGGUGGAUGUUCUCUGCUUAUUUAAAUCUGACUUUCAGUUUCUGAGAGAGUUGGGGAAGAUGAGGAGGACGGGAGGGAGGAAGGACAGGAAUCAAAUGCUUGUCUGGAAGACUGGAUACUCAUCAAUCUGAAUUUAAUCGCUAUGUGAGCUGUUAUAUCACCUCAGACACAACACAAACCGCACUUAUAUACUGGUACAAAAUGCUGAUGAAAUAUUCAUUGUCUGCUUAAAACCACUGACCGAAAUCUAUAACGGACCAACAGGGAGUGAUUUAACUUGUUCAGUUGGACAAAAUAACUAGAGUUUAGCUGCUGCAUUAUUAUUAGACUACUGUUAACGACUCUGAGGCAUGAAUGUGUAACAGCACUGUGUUUUCUGAUUCCUGACAUGACAGAUAACACUAAAUACCUUCCAUGUCUUCCAUAGUUCCUUCUGUUCAUUAAGAGAAAAACAUUUCUUCCAGCUUCUCCGUCCUGUCCUAAACAUCCUAAACGCAUGCCUUAGGACCAGGCAAAGAUUUUUGCCACCAUUCUAUUGCCUUAUAAAAACUCUCCCAGCCUCCCAAUGUCUUCAGUGGUUUUAAAUAGAUUUUAGCAUCUUUUCUUGUUUGGUUCUGCAGAAUAGGAAGUGUCUGCAGCGACAAAGCAUAGCUUUGCAUGAGAGAAAGCAUGUGGCAUUUAUUUUAUGCGAUCAAAACGCACCAAAAGCAACAGACAAUUGGCCGGAUGAAUGAUGUCUUGGAUUUGCCAUCCUGUGCCUGUAUUUUCUGCCAUUCUGCUGUGUCUCCCUCUUAUCCAGUAAUCUUUAUUCGUUUCCUGAUUUAUAACCGGGUAUUGGAGUCUUUGUGGGCUCAGAAACUUACAGAUUAAUAUAUUUAAUAUCAUUCCUGUAAUCUGAAAUCAUGAUCUUGUGUUUUAACCAAU